Molecule: messenger RNA, 3326 nt
Organism: Pecten maximus
Lineage: Eukaryota; Metazoa; Mollusca; Bivalvia; Pectinida; Pectinidae
Product: glyoxylate/hydroxypyruvate reductase A-like
Exons: 10
Coding region: 39-1034 (331 amino acids)
Molecular function (GO): NAD binding
Source: RefSeq, a predicted model, not a curated record
UUUGUUUGGGUAGAAAAUUCUGUCAUCACGUAACGAGAAUGUCGACAUACCGACCGGCUGUAUUUGUAGCAAGUUCAAUACAAGACUUGGCCCGUGUCGUCGCUCGUCUGCUACCACAAGUGGAAGUAAAGAAUCUCUGUAUUCAAUCUGAAGAUACAUUGUCUGAGGAGGACUGGACUGAUCUGAGGGACAAUGCAGAGGUUUUGUUUGCAGAUGUACCUAUCAUCAAAUCGGCUCUGUUCUUAAGUUCAAAACUCAAGUGGGCCCAUAGCACAUGGGCAGGUGUUGAACCUCUCAUAAAUGUCGUCGAUCCAUUGAAGCCACCAGAUGUCAUUGUUACAAGAACCGGAAGUGGAUUUGGAAAUUUAAUGGCAGAAUAUGUACUUGGUUAUAUCAUCUCGAUGGAAAGAAAGUUUCCGCAGAUGGCAAAUGACCAGAAAGCUAAGGAAUGGAAUCCGCAUUUGUAUAAACGAGACGUCCGACUGUUGUCACAGCUGAGGCUCGGUAUACUUGGAGCAGGACAAAUCGGUACCCAAAUCGGCACCUUAUGUAAAUCUGUUGGUAUGGAAGUCUGGGGCCUUACACGAUCUCCAAAAAUCGACAACAUUGGUCCUUUCGACGCCUAUCGGACAAAGGACCAGUUAGUGGAUAUCCUCCAGAAUUGUGAUUAUAUCUGUAACGUUCUCCCCUCUACCUCAGAAACCAAAGGUCUCCUGUCAGGGGACAUGCUAUCUCAUUGUAAGACAAAGAAGUCGACUUUCAUUAACGUUGGUCGAGGGAAUAUUGUCGAUGAGAAUAGUUUGAUAAAGGCAAUUGAAAAUCAAUGGAUAGCGGGUGCUGUGUUGGAUGUAUUUGAAUCCGAGCCGUUAUCACGUGACAGCGAGCUUUGGUCAUUACCAAAUGUAGUUAUAACGCCCCAUGUUUCGGGACCCUGUAUAACAGUGCCGGUGGCGAAAACGUUUACCACUAAUUACCAGAAGUACAUUACAGGAGACACACUUGACUAUGUUGUCAAGUGGGCGAGUGGCUACUAAGGCGGGGAAAAAGAAAUAUUGAUUAUUUUCACACUUGGAAUAUCACAAUAUCAAAUAUUCAAGUCUUUCAAAAUGAUCCUCGAUAUUUAACACAGUAUUAAUGUACAGAGAAAUAGACUCAAAAGCUUCGUGUAUUUGCUCAGAAUAUAUCCAUACACUAUUAAUGACAAUUAUGUCGCUUACUAAUGUCAAUAAGUUUAACAUACUCUCGCCGUACGUCAUUUGUCUCGAGAUAUAAGUAUAACCGGUAAAAGCUUCAAGUGUGAGACAUAUUAGACAUUGUUAAGGAAACCUGAUGUCUUAGUAUGACACGUAGAGGAUUUCGAAAUGGAAAAUAUUUUCAAAUACAUGAAUACUAUUUCUAAGUCAAACAACUUAAUUUACAUCACGCCAUAGUUCAUUUUCUCACCUUCUAUUGAAAUGUUGAAAUCUUGUUUAGUUUUAGUUUAAGCCAUAUUUUAUAACAUAUUCGAAGUCAUACAUGUCAACUUAUUGCAAAUUUCAGGAUUCAGAAAAGAGAAGUCUGUUUCCUUAGUAAAGACAGGCUGGUGACAACACUUAAGAUCAUAUGAUAAACUAAGCAUAACAAAUAAGUGACAAAUACCGCGUGAAAACUAGGGAGGGGAGAGAAGAAAGAGAGAGACAUUGAGUUGGAAUGUUAUUACUAAUCAUACUAAAUUCAUAACCGACAACAUGUGAAAGCUAGGAAGGAGGGAGGAAAAAAAGAGGAAGACAAUGAAAUUUUCUGAAUGCUUAAGGUGCUAAUGUCUUUUGUAUUUUUGUGCUACCCCUUGUGUUUCUAUCAACACGUGUAACCAGUUACGUAUGUUAAUGAUAAGCAGAUAUUUGAUGUAAUUAUCAAUUAUACAAAAUUAAAUAUUGAUUGCAAUAAUUAUUGUAAAUAUUUUUUAGUACACAUAUUGUUUGAUUUGGUGUUUUUUCUCUGUCUUACAAUGUAUCCUUUCUUUCCGUUCUUUUCCUGUCGGACUUGUCUGCUCUGUCUUCUUCUGCUUUGAUUUCGUCUCUUGGUGUCUCGUCAUUUACCGUGUCAUGACCCUGUCUGUUGCGGGGAUGUUAUCAAUGUACAAAUCCAUAUAAAUCCACGCAUUUUGACUCUAUAUUUAAUUCACAGUAAACAAAUAUUUCGCUUUGUAUUUUAAUUGGCGAUUGGCCUGAUUUAGGAAGAAGUUAUAUAUAAAAACCAACUUUGAUCUGAUCUGAUGUAUUAUGUGUCUACUAUGUUCCAUGAACCAAUCUUUAGACAAUUUCAUUAUAUUGCCAAAGAGCAUAGACAUUUCAAAAGUCGCCAGAAGCGAAUCAGGCAUCUAAAAGAGGAACAUGCUUUGGAUGAGCAUCUUCCAAAAACAACGAGAUGUUGAUAAAACAUUGGUUAAUUUUAACUAAGCUAAACAAUUAAAAAAUAUUUUGAAUACUUCAUGUAGUAUUGUCUGUAAGCCCCUUUUUUUUCUCUCUCAAAAAAGUGUUUAUAGAAAAACAUUUAUUUUCACAAAUGUAAAACAAGCUUUAUCAGUAAAUACUGUUUUAACUUGUCUGGAAAAUGUCUUUAUGUGUUGAUCCUAGAAUUUAUGUCACAUAUUCAUGGGUGGAAGUGGUCGGAUGGCAAAGUGAUAACACAAUUUCCUUCAAUCUAGGCUGCCGGUAUUUGAUUCCCUGGUCGAAUGUAAAAAGGUAUGGGAUGUCACCUGCACGACCAUGUGGGUUUUCCUCGGGUACACCGGUUUCCUCGCACAGUAAGACCUCUCGCGCGCCUGUAUCCGGGCCCACAGUGAUUCAUAUACCUUGAUAUACAUAUGCUAUGUUUUGCAUUUAUUGGAAAGUAAAGAAAGUUUAUAUUUAUGUAAUCUCUUAUUUCGCCCUAGCAGUCAUAUGUGAUUUGUGUGUUGAAAAUGGUAUCUGGUUGUUUUCGAGACUAAACUAUAUCGACAAAGGGGUGGAUGAUCUAUAAAAAUCAUACCAUCUGAAGCAAAAAAGAUAAUGGGAUGAAAUAGGAUAUUAGUCCGUUGUUGAUAUAGUUCUGUCACCAAUACUGUCAAUUUUAAACAAAUACUAACUGAAAAUAUUAAGUAAAAACUCUAUUAAAGCUGUAAAGUCGUUGGAGGCAUAACCUGUUUCGCGUCAUCCGUCCGUCCGUCCGGUUAAAAGAUUGGCAUAGUUCGCCAUGCACUCAUUCAUAAUGAUGCUAUGUUAAUAUUUUGCUCGAAUGUUCCUCCAGGGAUAAACUUCAUUGUUGUACAGUCGAAAUGGAAAAUUAAAUUGUGUUUCUUGGAUUUC